UGUUGUUGCCGGGAAGGGAAACAUCUUGAGGUCUGGAAGAUUCUUCCGUUCAAAAGAAAGUACGACUAAAAAGCUCAUUUAAUACCAAUAUUUGCACUUUAAUAAUUUAUCUUAUCUGCAAAUAUCGAAAGGUUUUACAGUUUACUGGCUUUUGAUUUAUUCAUUUAUUUGUCAUACGAGGAUGAGCAGUUCAGAGGAAGUGUCUUGGAUUUCAUGGUUUUGUGGGCUCCGUGGAAACGAGUUCUUCUGUGAGGUGGAUGAAGAUUAUAUACAAGACAAGUUUAACCUGACUGGUCUAAAUGAACAAGUUCCACAUUACCGGCAAGCUCUAGACAUGAUCCUAGAUAUGGAACCAGAUGAUGAACUAGAAGAUAAUCCAAAUCAGAGCGACUUAAUCGAACAAGCUGCAGAGAUGCUGUAUGGACUGAUUCAUGCUAGAUAUAUCUUGACUAAUAGAGGCCUGGCACAGAUGCUUGAGAAAUACCAAAAUGGAGACUUUGGUCAUUGUAGUAGAGUAUAUUGUGAAAACCAACCAGUAUUACCAAUAGGCUUAUCAGAUGUGCCAGGAGAGGCUAUGGUAAAACUGUAUUGUCCAAAAUGUAUGGAUGCAUACACCCCUAAAUCUUCAAGACACCAUCACACAGAUGGUGCAUAUUUUGGUACUGGUUUCCCUCACAUGCUGUUUAUGGUACACCCAGAAUACAGACCCAAGCGUCCUGCCAAUCACUUUGUUCCAAGAUUGUUUGGAUUCAAGAUUCAUCCCAUGGCUUUCCAGAUCCAGCAACAAGCAGCGGCACAGCGUGGUAGAUCCUCCUCAGCCAGGCCACGCUCAACAAAACCACACUAUAAAUAAAUAACUACCAACAUUGUUAAAUGAUAAUAUGAAACUUUGAAAGAUUAGAAUUCCUCCUUUCUUAUCUGGUUAUACACAUAGAAAUAUAUCGGAAUUAUAAAUUGUACACAAAGAAAGUCUAAAAUGAAUUAGUGUAAGAAUGUUUUGCUCGUAUCCUUGGAUCCUGUUUACUCUUGUUUGUAUUGCAAACCUUAUUUGAGUAUUUUAUCUUUUGACCACAAAUUUGAAUUCCAGAUUUGAAAUGGUUAAUAUUAAGAACGGAUAAUAGCCAUUAAAAUCCCUGGAUUAACCAUUAAAAUACCUUGAAUUUCAUUUUCACUAAAAAUAUUUUCUAUCAUAUUUUGUGUUUCAUGGGUUUAUUGAUUUAUUAUCCAACUAUACUCGGCAGAGUAUAAAUAUUGCAUGAGAAAGCCUGAUGUGAGUACAAAAUAUCUUGCGAUAUUUAUACUCUACGAUAUUUUGUACAGAAUAAUAAAAUAUAAUUAUUCCACAAGGAGAUAAUUCAAGGUAUUUUUAUUAAAAACUUUAUUUGUUUAUGUUGAGAUGUGUCAAUAAGUUUUUAAACUUUGUUAAAGUCACAACACCAUUGCCACAAUCUUGUAUUUCUUUAUGAAACAUUGUCCAGUAGGAGUAUAGUACUCUAGCCUUUAUAUAUUUAAUAAUAAUGCUACUUGAUAAUGUUUGAUCCAUAGAAACAUCAGAAAUUUGCAUCUCGUCUAUCUCGUUAAAUAUAUGUUUUUCUCUUUCACUUCUUUUAUGUACAUUGUUUGCUUAUUAUUGCUGGGCUUGUUUAUACUAGUAUAACAAUGAUAUUUAACAUGGAAUAAACUAAAAUAACCAAG
Molecule: messenger RNA, 1695 nt
Organism: Actinia tenebrosa (Australian red waratah sea anemone)
Lineage: Eukaryota; Metazoa; Cnidaria; Anthozoa; Actiniaria; Actiniidae
Product: casein kinase II subunit beta
Cellular component (GO): cytoplasm; protein kinase CK2 complex
Molecular function (GO): protein kinase regulator activity
Source: RefSeq, a predicted model, not a curated record